GCUUCUGCGGGGCGGCAGCGGCGAGCCCGAGGUACUCCUCGGAGCGAGGGACUGCGGCGGACGACCGUGUCCCGUCCUUUCGGCGAAGUUAGCCCGCCGAGCCGGUGUGGCUGUGUCGGCGACCCCGUGGCGCUGGGCUUGCCCCCGCCAGCCCUCCGCCACCUCCCGGGCGGUGUCUGCGCCCCUGCGCACAGCUGCAGCUCGUGGCCUCUGCCUCUUCGCGCUCCGCUGCCCGCACGCCUCCCGGGGCUCUGCGAGUCUCUAAUGAAGAAGUAAACGCAGAGCCGGCGUGGACGGCCCUCGCGCUCCUGGCGGGGCGCUUCCCGAGUUCAGGGAAGUGGAGCAUGGAGGCCGUUCUCUUUGUGAGCGCCGAGGCCGCCGGGCGCGCUCCGCUCUUGCGGUUGCGCGUGGGCCCCGCGGGCGCGGCGAGCGCGGGGCGAGGCCGCCGGGGGCGAGCGGUCCUGGACUCUGCUUCCGCGGCCUCCUCGGCCCCGGGGUGGCGGGGCUUGCGGUCUCGGAGAGGGCGCCCUCAGACCCGCAGGGCUGUACCCGCGCCCUCCGCAGCGCCUGGAGUCUCCCUUCCUAUCCUGCCCAUUUCCUUGGCCGCCAGAACGCCCAAGGGAUUUGAAUGGAAAUAACAUCACGCGGAUUACGAAGACAGAUUUUGCUGGCCUUAGACAUCUGAGAGUUCUUCAGCUUAUGGAGAAUAAGAUUAGCACCAUUGAAAGAGGAGCAUUCCAGGAUCUGAAAGAACUGGAAAGACUGCGUUUAAACAAAAAUCACCUUCAGCUGUUUCCUGAGUUGCUGUUUCUUGGGACUGCGAAGUUAUACAGGCUCGAUCUCAGUGAAAAUCAAAUCCAGGCAAUUCCAAGGAAGGCUUUCCGUGGAGCAGUUGACAUUAAGAAUUUGCAGCUGGAUUACAACCAGAUCAGCUGUAUUGAAGAUGGGGCAUUUAGGGCUCUCCGGGACCUGGAAGUGCUCACUCUCAACAAUAAUAACAUUACUAGACUUUCUGUGGCAAGUUUCAACCAUAUGCCCAAACUUAGGACUUUUCGACUCCAUUCGAACAACCUGUAUUGUGACUGCCACCUGGCCUGGCUUUCCGACUGGCUUCGCCAAAGACCUCGCGUGGGCUUGUACACUCAGUGUAUGGGCCCUUCCCACCUGAGGGGCCAUAACGUAGCUGAGGUUCAAAAACGAGAAUUUGUCUGCAGUGGCCACCAGUCAUUCAUGGCUCCUUCUUGUAGUGUUUUACACUGCCCUACUGCCUGCACCUGUAGCAACAAUAUUGUAGACUGUCGUGGGAAAGGACUCACUGAGAUCCCCACAAACCUGCCGGAGACCAUCACAGAAAUACGUUUGGAACAGAAUGCAAUCAAGGUCAUCCCUCCUGGAGCUUUCUCACCAUACAAGAAGCUUAGAAGAAUCGACCUGAGCAAUAAUCAGAUCUCUGAACUCGCGCCAGAUGCUUUCCAAGGACUGCGCUCUCUGAAUUCACUUGUCCUGUAUGGAAAUAAAAUUACGGAACUCCCUAAAAGUUUAUUUGAAGGACUCUUUUCCUUACAGCUACUAUUAUUGAAUGCCAACAAGAUAAACUGCCUUCGGGUAGAUGCUUUUCAGGAUCUCCACAACUUGAACCUUCUCUCCUUGUAUGACAACAAGCUUCAGACCAUCGCCAAGGGGACAUUUUCUCCUCUCCGGGCCAUUCAAACCAUGCAUUUGGCCCAGAACCCCUUCAUUUGUGACUGCCAUCUGAAGUGGCUGGCGGAUUAUCUCCAUACCAACCCCAUUGAGACCAGUGGUGCCCGCUGCACCAGCCCCCGCCGUCUGGCGAACAAAAGAAUCGGACAGAUCAAAAGCAAGAAAUUCCGUUGUUCAGCUAAAGAACAGUAUUUCAUUCCAGGUACAGAAGAUUACCGAUCAAAAUUAAGUGGAGACUGCUUUGCAGACUUGGCCUGCCCUGAAAAGUGCCGCUGUGAGGGGACCACAGUAGACUGCUCCAAUCAAAAGCUCAACAAAAUCCCAGACCACAUCCCCCAGUACACUGCAGAGCUGCGUCUCAAUAAUAAUGAAUUCACAGUGUUGGAAGCUACAGGAAUCUUUAAGAAACUGCCUCAAUUACGAAAAAUCAACUUCAGCAACAAUAAGAUCACAGAUAUCGAGGAGGGAGCCUUUGAAGGAGCUUCUGGUGUAAAUGAAAUACUUCUCACAAGUAAUCGUCUGGAAAACGUCCAGCAUAAGAUGUUCAAGGGAUUGGAAAGCCUCAAAACCCUGAUGUUGAGAAGUAAUCGAAUAAGCUGUGUUGGGAAUGACAGUUUUAUAGGACUUGGUUCUGUGCGUUUGCUUUCUUUAUAUGAUAAUCAAAUUACUACUAUUGCACCAGGGGCAUUUGAUACCCUUCAUUCUUUAUCUACUCUAAACCUCUUGGCCAAUCCUUUUAACUGUAACUGCCACCUGGCUUGGCUGGGAGAGUGGCUCCGGAAAAAACGAAUUGUCACAGGAAAUCCUCGGUGCCAAAAGCCGUACUUCCUCAAAGAAAUCCCCAUCCAGGACGUGGCCAUUCAGGACUUCACUUGUGAUGAUGGAAACGAUGACAAUAGUUGCUCCCCACUUUCUCGCUGUCCUACGGAGUGUACUUGUCUGGAUACAGUAGUCCGAUGUAGCAACAAGGGCCUGAAAGUCUUGCCGAAAGGUAUUCCAAGGGAUGUCACCGAGUUAUAUCUGGAUGGGAACCAAUUUACUCUGCUUCCCAAGGAACUCUCCAACUACAAACAUUUAACACUUAUAGACCUAAGUAACAACAGAAUAAGCACCCUUUCAAAUCAGAGCUUCAGCAACAUGACCCAGCUCCUGACUCUAAUUCUUAGUUAUAACCGUCUGAGAUGUAUUCCUCCUCGAACCUUCGAUGGAUUGAAGUCUCUUCGACUGCUUUCUCUACACGGAAAUGACAUUUCUGUUGUGCCUGAAGGUGCCUUCAAUGAUCUUUCUGCACUAUCACACCUAGCGAUUGGAGCCAAUCCUCUUUACUGUGAUUGUAACAUGCAGUGGUUGUCCGACUGGGUGAAGUCGGAAUAUAAGGAACCCGGAAUUGCUCGCUGUGCUGGUCCUGGAGAAAUGGCAGAUAAACUGUUACUCACAACUCCCUCCAAAAAAUUUACGUGUCAAGGUCCCGUCGAUGUCAAUAUUCUUGCUAAAUGUAAUCCCUGCUUAUCCAAUCCGUGCAAAAAUGAUGGCACCUGUAACAAUGAUCCUGUUGACUUUUAUCGAUGCACCUGUCCAUAUGGUUUCAAGGGGCAAGACUGUGACAUUCCUAUUCAUGCUUGCAUCAGUAACCCGUGUAAACAUGGAGGAACUUGCCACUUAAAGGAAGGGGAAAAAGAUGGGUUCUGGUGUAUUUGUGCAGAUGGAUUUGAAGGGGAAAAUUGUGAAGUCAAUGUUGAUGAUUGUGAAGAUAAUGACUGUGAAAAUAAUUCUACAUGUGUCGAUGGAAUUAAUAACUAUACCUGCCUGUGCCCACCUGAGUUCACAGCUGCUAAUCUGAAUGAGGUGGAAAAAGGCGAGCUUUGUGAAGAAAAGCUUGACUUCUGUGCCCAGGACCUGAACCCCUGCCAGCAUGACUCCAAGUGUAUCCUGACACCAAAAGGCUUCAAGUGUGACUGCACUCCAGGAUACAUAGGUGAGCACUGUGACAUUGACUUUGACGACUGCCAGGACAACAAGUGUAAAAACGGCGCCCACUGCACGGAUGCAGUGAAUGGUUACACAUGCACCUGCCCUGACGGUUACAGUGGCUUGUUCUGUGAGUUUUCUCCACCCAUGGUCCUCCCUCGUACCAGCCCCUGUGAUAAUUUUGAUUGCCAGAAUGGAGCACAGUGCAUCAUCAGGAUGAAUGAGCCCAUAUGUCAAUGUUUGCCUGGUUACCAGGGAGAGAAAUGUGAGAAAUUGGUCAGUGUGAAUUUUGUGAACAAAGAGUCUUAUCUUCAGAUCCCUUCAGCCAAGGUGCGGCCUCAGACAAACAUCACACUGCAGAUUGCCACAGAUGAAGACAGUGGCAUCCUCCUGUACAAAGGUGACAAAGACCAUAUCGCCGUGGAACUGUACCGGGGUCGUGUCCGUGCCAGCUACGACACUGGCUCUCACCCGGCUUCUGCAAUUUACAGUGUGGAGACGAUCAAUGAUGGGAACUUCCACAUUGUGGAGCUGCUUGCCCUGGAUCAGAGUCUCUCCCUUUCUGUGGAUGGCGGGAGCCCCAAAGUCAUCACCAACUUGUCAAAGCAGUCCACUCUGAAUUUUGACUCCCCACUCUAUGUAGGAGGCAUGCCCGGGAAGAAUAAUGUGGCAUCACUGCGCCAGGCCCCUGGACAGAAUGGCACCAGCUUCCAUGGCUGCAUCCGGAACCUAUACAUCAACAGUGAGCUGCAAGACUUCCGGAAGGUGCCCAUGCAAACAGGCAUCCUGCCUGGCUGUGAGCCAUGCCACAAGAAGGUGUGUGCCCAUGGCACGUGCAGGCCCAGCAGUCAGUCAGGCUUCUCCUGCGAGUGUGAGGAAGGAUGGACGGGGCCCCUCUGUGACCAGCGGACCAAUGACCCUUGUGUUGGAAAUAAAUGUGUACACGGCACCUGCUUGCCCAUCAAUGCAUUUUCCUACAGCUGUAAGUGCCUGGAGGGUCAUGGAGGAGUCCUGUGUGAUGAGGAGGAAGAUUUGUUCAACCCCUGCCAGGCAAUCAAGUGCAAGCACGGCAAGUGCAGGCUCUCUGGACUCGGGCAGCCCUACUGUGAGUGCAGCAGUGGCUACGUCGGUGACAGCUGUGAUCGAGAAAUCUCCUGUCGAGGGGAGCGAAUAAGAGAUUACUACCAGAAGCAGCAGGGCUAUGCCGCCUGCCAGACAACCAAGAAAGUCUCCCGUUUGGAAUGCAAAGGCGGCUGCGCUGGAGGCCAGUGCUGCGCACCGCUGCGGAGCAAGCGGCGGAAAUACUCUUUCGAAUGCACAGAUGGGUCCUCGUUUGUGGACGAGGUUGAGAAGGUGGUGAAAUGCGGCUGCACGAGGUGUGCAUCCUAAACACACGCCCGGCAGCUUCCAUCUUUGGGAAAGGUUGUUCGCUUCUUGACCGUGUUGGACUCAUUCAUGCCUCAUAGUGGAAAUAUUUGAAAUAUAUUGUAAGAUACAGAACGGACUUAUUUUUAUUAUGAGAAUAAAGAUUUUUUUCUGCCUUUGGAAAAAACACUAAAAGACACGCUUGAACUAAAGCUUCUUCCCCUUGUGCUGGAGAAGUGUGAAGAAAGCUAUCGCCGGCGGCUUUCGAACAGUGGUGGGAUGCAUGGCCCCCCGGACCCUGCUUGUCGCUCACGCAAGACUCGCAGAAGCACAGGCACAAGGCACAGGACAGCGACUGUGCGCUGAUGCAGAAUUGCCCAGAGCAUAAAACACGCGUCCCCUGCUCACAUCAAGGCAGUUUCCCAGGCACGGGUGUGUGCACGGUGAUGUCGGGCAGAGGGAUGGAACUCCAGAAUUCAUAGAUAGAGUAAAAGGAUGAGAAAUAUUUUGUGCAAAAUACAAACUGUUCUGAAGAUCUAGUUUCCUUUCAUGAAAGGAAAUGGGAGUGGAGGGCUAGAAUACAGUUUAUUUUCUUUUCAGACGUCAGCAUGUCUUCAGAAACAGCACACAAAAGUGUUUAUCUACCAUUUUCCAGUAUUAAUUUUUGUAAUAUAAAUGAUAAAGGAGAUGAUAAAGAACCAAUAGAUUAUUGAUAAAUAAAUUAGUAAUAAUAUGAAUUUUUUCUAUGAGUUCUAAACAACCCUAUACAGUAUUCAGUUUCAAUGAGGAAUAUUUAUUGUAUCAAAGUACAUUGUACUUAACGUUUUAGGCCAUUCUUUUUCUGUUUCUUGAUGCUUUAAUAUAUAUUAAUUUAUAAUUGUCCUGAUAUUUUUGUACAUUUUUCAAACUGAAAAAUCAGGAUUUUGUUUGUUUUUUGGCAGAAGUACUAACAUAGUGUGUUAUCUGGGGGUAACUGUGUAUUGGUCUGUGUGUUUACCUUGACAUCUGACCACUGGCAUCACUGACCUACUUGCCUCAUGCGGGACACCUGCAGAGAACAGGCCCAUCUGAGAGGGGAGGAGGCAGAUCUGCAGGUCAGGGAGUCAUUGUACAGAAAGAAGUGGCCCUCCUGCAACAGGUCCUCAUGGAAAAGAAGUGCUGUGUAGCAAUCGGCACUAGAAAGUAGACCCUUGACAAAUUAACAUUCCCUAGAUCUCUUGUGCCCUUUUAUUGGAGGGGUGGGGAAAACAAAAAGACUGUCAUGUCCAGAAAUGUAUUUUUUUUCCAAACAAUAAAAUUCCUUUAUUACCUUAAUGUUCCCAUGAUAACAUGUUUGCUGCUAAAUUACAGUGUAGAAUUGAUCAUGAUUUAUAGUGAAUUGUGCUCUUCCUUCAUUAAAAUCCCAGGGUGCCCUGUAAAGAUACAGAUGUUUCUUCCCAAAAAUGUUUUUUACAAAGAAAAUUAGAUGUACAUGUAUGAUUUGGUGUGCUUUGUCUUUCUCCAGACUAAUAUCAGUUACACUACUGAUGUUUGUAAAUUAAACAGAUAUUUACUUCAUUAA
Messenger RNA from Oryctolagus cuniculus (rabbit), 6595 nucleotides. The record is from RefSeq and is a predicted model, not a curated record. Lineage: Eukaryota; Metazoa; Chordata; Mammalia; Lagomorpha; Leporidae.